Bubalus bubalis (water buffalo) is the source of this 1443-nucleotide messenger RNA. It is a transcript of the gene FANCD2OS, whose product is annotated as FANCD2 opposite strand. The record is from RefSeq and is a predicted model, not a curated record. The transcript is spliced from 3 exons. The coding region runs from base 617 to 1153 and encodes 178 amino acids. Lineage: Eukaryota; Metazoa; Chordata; Mammalia; Artiodactyla; Bovidae.
UGACAGCUGUUUGCGCUGUGUUCCGUCGGUUCACAAAGUGCAUGGGCGGUUUUCUGGGUAAGGGAAGCGCAGGUGGGCCAUUAGUUAAUUCUUCCUACAAAUACUGCACCCUACCAGGCAUUGUGAUAGUCAGGCACUGUGGAUAUAAGAGUCAACUGGGUAGACCUCCCUUCCCCCGGCCUUAAAGAGUAAUUGUUUGCAAUGAAGUUUAAAAGUAGCCAAAUCACUCUUUUACUAAGGCAGGUUCCUGGCCAGUCUUUGAAAUGGGCUCCGUAGUCCUCUUUGACCAGAUAGAUCAAAGGCACAUCGCUGUGGCAAGGUGGGGAAGAGGCGGAGGGGAACAGAAUUCGGUUCAGCACUCCUGAAGGCUGAAUCCCGGACCAGGUGUUCCAGUGAGAUGGGGGCUCCGAGCGAACGGGGCGCUUCGAUCCCCGCCCCCUCACCGCGGCCCUUCCGCGGUUCGGGCUCUCCCCGCUCCCCCACAACCCCUCCCACCCCGCUGCCAUGGUCCUGGGUCACAAAGGUUGUUGCCAAGCACCCGGUGGAGAAGAUGCGGCCAGGGAACAGCAGCCGCCACUCUGGAGCGUGAGGCCCGCGGAGUUCAGCAGGACUGUCAAUGGCAGGAUACCAGCUCUGGUCACCAUGGACCCCACUGGAUGAGAGCUUCCAAUGGCUGCGGCAUACAACACCUACCCCUUCUUCCAAGCACCCCUUUAGGGCUUCCCCCUGCUUCCCACAUACCCCUUCUGACCUUGAAGUGCAGCUGUGCUUUCAAGAGGUCACUCUAGUCCUAGACAGCCCUUUCCUGGAGCCUGGGGUGAGUCCCAAGUUGCCCUGUCACACAUCAGAGCUCCGAACCAUGAACAACAAGAAAGGGCUGGUCAGGAAGCCUCAGCCUGUCCGCCUCAGUGGAGUGGAUUCUGUCUUUGGCAGGGUCAUCACAGCUCAGCCACCAAAGUGGACUGGGACCUUCAGAGUUUCAGACAAGUCAGCCUUUUGCAAAAUCAUUAGCCGGGAGCACCAGUGGCCCACUGGACUUAAGGAACCUCAGAUUCAGAUGACAGUGACCAUGUGCAAACAGAUGUUACGCUCCAUCCUCUUGCUGUAUGCAACAUACAAGAAGUGUACCUUUGCCUUGCAACAUUCCAAGUAAAGGGUCCCAUUUGAUUCCUGUUCCUCACACCAUGUCUUUCGCUAUGUGCCUGAAGCUUACAUAGAGCUGUCCCUGUAAAGGAAACUGCUUGUCCCAGCUAUUUUGCUUUCCAGUCAGGCGGUGACAAUUCAGGAGCCCCUCUCCUCCCUUUCCCUCCAAAAAUGGGCCAGUGACAGAGCAAGGGAGGAGACCAUUUCCACUGUAAAGCUGAACAACCAUUUGAAAGAGAGUCAAACUAGCACUGACAUGUACCAUGUGAUAAAGAACCAUUAAACCAUAUAUACCAAUGA